GUUCUUCUCAUUCUGCUCCUUGGAUGGUCGUACGGUAGGUUGUGCUGUUAGAUGCCCCGCCAGAUUUAUUAUUAUUUCGGAUGAGCUGCUUGUGUGGUAGUAGUGGACAGCAAUGCGUAGGGUGAUCAGCUUGUAUCUGAUGCACAUGUCUCUGGCCAGGGCCUAGGUACUGUAAGCACUAGCUGUUUGCGGUUCUGCAUUGCAACAGUAACCCUGCUGUGCGAUUCGGUGCAUCGGAUAUGGCAGUCCUAUAUUGAGUAUAGUUUUGAAGUGUUGAAUAGACAACCUGCGUAGGGUGAUCGGCCUGUAUCCGAUGCACACGCGUGGCCAGGGACUAGUUGGUAGUAGAUGUCUGUGAUUCUGCAUUGUAACAGUCAUGCCGCCGUGCAAUAUGGUGCAUCGAAUAUGGCGAUCCUGUGUUGGAAUCGUUUUGAAGUGUUACACUUGCUGCUGAAAAUGAGAGUGGAUAAGUUUUUCUUUUUAUGUGGAUAAUUUAGUAUUAACUGUUUGUUGCCUUUUUUUGUGUAAGUGACACUGAUGAUUGGUUGCGGUGCAUGCCGACAAUCCGUUCAGGCGCCAGUGAGCUGUUUUCUGGUAGUACGUAACGUAUGGCCCUAUUUGGAUGGAUUCGAUUCACCGACUUUGUAGUAAUGGCUCCUGCGCACAGUCGUUUAGUUUUGUGCAUAUAUUCAUGGACUGCAUGCAAACAUGGUGAGCACCGAGCACUGGAGGCAUAUUGAUUCUGUCAAGUCCGUUGGCAAAAAUUCUUCCCAUACUGAAGAUGGCUCAGUGAAUAUUUACCCUAUAAUGCUAAGAGUCUCAGUCACCCAAGAUAAUGCACUUACAGUGAAGGUCGGCAAAAAGGACAACUCGUCAGAGAACUUUAGGAGAGCAAACAAGAUUCUGACCGCAGACUCCGAACCGGUUCACAUAUGGGAUUUCUCUGGGCGAACAACAUACAUAUUGAUGAAUGCAUGGAACCGAAUGCCCCAUGACUCAAAGUAUGACUCAAAGUCUGCAGAUCAUGAGAUGCCUCUAGAAAUACACAUUUAUGAUUUGUCAAAACCUGUGGCCAAUGGUGCUGAUGGGAAGAGAGAUGGGCUAGCAUUGACAUUGGGUGGUUCGGUUUUUAGCAAUGGCAGUAUCACAGACAUGGAUCUGGAUUCAUCAAGUGGAAGAUCUAAGCAAGUUGGCUCUGGGUUAAGAGGAUUAGAUAAUCUUGGAAACACAUGUUUUAUGAACAGUGCAGUCCAAUGCUUGGCUCAUACUUCAAAGCUGGUCGACUAUUUCCUUGGCGAUUUCUGUAAAGAAAUAAACACACAUAAUCCACUGGGGAUGAAGGGGGAGCUCGCAUAUGCAUUUGGCGAUUUGUUGAGGAAGCUAUGGGCUAUUGAUAGAACCCCAAUCGCGCCACGCCAAUUCAAGGCCAAACUUGCUCGCUUUGCCCCCCAAUUCAGUGGCUUUAACCAGCAUGAUUCACAGGAGCUUCUUGCUUUCCUAUUGGAUGGACUCCAUGAAGAUUUGAAUCGUGUUAAAUGUAAACCAUAUUCUGAAGCAAAAGAUUCAGAUGGUCGUCCGGAUGAAGAGGUUGCAGAUGAGUACUGGGGCAACCAUUUAGCCCGAAAUGAUUCUAUCAUAGUUGAUAUCUGCCAGGGUCAAUACAAGUCAACGCUAGUCUGCCCUUUAUGCAAGAAAGUUUCUGUAACAUUUGACCCGUUUAUGUAUUUAUCUUUGCCCCUACCUUCAACAACAAUGAGAACAAUGACAAUAACUGUCUUCAGCACUGACGGGACUACGGGACCAUCUCCUUACACUGUCAGUGUGCCAAAAUCUGGAGAUACGAGGACCCUUAUCAAUGCAUUAAGCAACGGUUGUUCGUUGCGAGACGAUGAGCGCCUCCUGGUUGCUGAGGUCUACAAUAAUUCCAUUAUCCGGUACUUGGAUGAACCUUCUGAAGUCAUCUCCUUGAUUAGAGAUGGAGAUCGUUUGGUUGCAUAUAGACUUCCAAAAGACAGUGAAGAUGCUCCUAUUGUGGUCUUCAGAAGCCAGCGUAUGGAGUCGUCCCUCUCCAGUUUCGGCAGGAAGUCAUGGAAGACUUUUGGCACCCCACUCGUGUCAAGCCUUCCUGAUGAUACAGUAACUGGAAGUACUAUCUGCGACCUUUUCCUGAAGGUUAUGACUCCAUUCAGAGUAUCAAAGGAUGAUGUUUCAGAUGCAGAUGAAAGAAUUGGCGAGAGCAGUCUGGUUAAUGAAACUGCAGAUACGGAUAUGAGCACUGAUACCUCAGAGCAGACCAGCUUAAACAACAAUACUCUUGAGGAUGAAACAGGGACUGAAGAUGCAAUGCAAUUUUUCCUGACUAAUGAGAGGUUCCCAGACCAGCGCAUGAAGAUCGAAAUGGAUCAACCCAUUACCGUGAAAGGUCCGCUGAAGUGUCUGCAUGUGGUUGUGUGUUGGCAGGAUGAUGGACUGGAGCAGUACAAUCUUAGUUCUUUGGAUUCUCUUCCAGAGAUUUACAAAGCUGUGUUAUUUUCAAGGAGACCGCAGGACACAUGUUCUCUAUAUGCAUGCCUGGAAGCUUUUAUCAAGGAAGAACCAUUAGGCCCAGAAGACAUGUGGUAUUGCCCAGGUUGUAAAGAGCAUCGGCAGGCUAGUAAGAAGCUAGACCUUUGGAGGUUACCGGAAAUCCUUAUAAUACACCUUAAAAGGUUUUCGUACAGCCGGUACACAAAAAACAAGCUGGAGACGUUUGUGGACUUUCCGAUUCAUGAUCUUGACCUGUCAAAGUAUAUCGGUCACAGAUGCCAACAGAUUCCCCACAAUUACCGACUGUAUGCUAUCAGCAAUCACUAUGGAAGCAUGGGUGAUGGUCACUAUACAGCUUAUGUUUAUGAUGAAAGGAAAAAAGGGUGGUAUGACUUCGAUGAUCGUCAUGUGGGUCCUAUAACCGAGGACAACAUAAAGACAUCGGCAGCGUAUGUCCUUUUUUACAGGAGGAUACAGGAGGAUAGCUUAGAUACAGGUACAGACAGAGAUUCUGAUAUUCCAACUUGAGGCGGCGGUGGUGGCGAUUUUUGAGCCCAGUCCCCCGGGACAGUGUAUAGUUCAUUGGUUGGGGGACAGUUCUGGUGCAAAGGAAGAGGAGAUAGAAAUAGAAAUAGAGGCGGAAGAGAGAGUAUUGGUUCCAGACAGUGAAGGGUCUACUGUUUCCAGCUGCCCGAAUGAGGUGGAAAUGCACCGCAGGAAGGCUGUUGUAGGCUGAUAUCAUACAUGUUUCUGACCCUAGAUGUUGUAGGGUUCAGAGGGAGAGAGAACUUAUCCUUGUAGUCCCAUACAAAUCCCAGUUUUUCCCCACCUUUAACAUCUGUAAUUGAUGGUGGUAAUUUUUGGCUCUUGACAUGAGAAAAAAAAAUCAACCCAGAUAGUCAACAGUUGUGGUACCAGCAUUGUUGGAA
This is a messenger RNA of Panicum virgatum (switchgrass), 3455 nucleotides long. Its product is annotated as ubiquitin carboxyl-terminal hydrolase 8-like. The record is from RefSeq and is a predicted model, not a curated record. The transcript has 12 exons. Gene Ontology annotation, molecular function: cysteine-type deubiquitinase activity. Lineage: Eukaryota; Viridiplantae; Streptophyta; Magnoliopsida; Poales; Poaceae. Gene Ontology annotation, biological process: protein deubiquitination. Bases 709 to 3054 code for a protein of 781 amino acids.